CCAGUUUCAAAAGAAAUCUCCCGCUAAAUGAUAAAGCAACAAGUGAGCGAGCCAAAGCUACAGGUGAUUUUACUCAGGCUCCUGAGGCGCUACCCGAACGGGGUCUUUUCUCUGCACACUAACAGAAACGACCCUGACUGCGAACACGUGUCUGACUGCAACAUGUUUUAUAAAAGUGACGCCACUGUGUACUGAAGUGAUGAUUCGUGUCAUGUAACAUUAAUGUUGACGCCGCUUUAACCUUGGGGACAUGCAGCACCCUGAUUGGCUGUUUUACAGACGCGCGCAGACAUGAGCUAUGAGGUGUGCACGUUCUGCGGGAAAAGUUACAAAAGGCUCAAAACUCACCUGCAUCAUUGCAAGGCGGCAGCGAGCUGGAGAACUCGAACCAAACAUGACGUCAAGGUGAAUCAGACGUCAUCCUCUCAGCCUGCCACAGCCUCGACCGAACGAUCAGCGAAGUGGGAAGUGUCCACACAGACUCUGUCCGUGACUGCAGGUGCACAGUCAAAGAAGAGUAAAAAGAUGUCUGAAGCAUUGUCCCUGAGCUCUGAGUCACUUCCGUCAUCAACAAAGAAGAAACAGAAGCUGUCGGAACAAAUCAAGACAGCCAACGUGCCCUCCUCUACCACCGUGUCCCUCAUCCACACCCCACCGCUGUCUCCCACAGCUUCUGUGCCCAAAAGGAAGAGUCUCCGUGCUUUGAUAGAAGCUGCAAAGUCCAAACAGGUUUCUAAUGGAUCACUGGAGGAAACCAAACCUCCCUCAGUGGACCUGCCUUCAGGUUCAGCUCCAUUUGUGGAAGAUCUUCUAAGCUCCAGAACCACAGCGCAGACAGAGACCAGAACUCAUCCCGACAAAGACCAAAGUGCCUCUAAAACGAAGGCGUCAAAAACGAAGAAGGCUGCACAGUCCCUUUCCAAAACCAAAACCAAAGAUACCUCUAGUUCUCCUCCACCUCCAGCAAAUGAAAGUAGUGCAGAACCGUGUUUAAGAGACGACCUCUGGGUGGACAACGAGGGGGAGAUUGUGGAUUUGAAUGUGAAUAAGAUGCCUCUUAAAAUCAGGAAUGCCCAGGCCAGGAUUACUCUCAAGGUGAUGGUGAAAGCGGACGUUAGACCAGUAAGCACCAUCCAGUCGGUUCAGCAGCCGAGCACCUGAGCCAGAUCAAACGCGGAUGAUCUAACCGCAAACCAAUCAGACCUGCGUACAAGUUCUCAGUCCAGCUUUCCACUUCCCAACGGGGGACUCGAGAAGAUGUUGAUAGGCAAAUCUGUGUCAGACCAGCCUCCCAGCACCAGUUCACAACAUAAAGAGCUACAAUCUGUUAAGAGAAAAAGUUCAAAGUCCAGAAAAAUACCUUUAAUCUCCCUGCAACAUGAUGAUUCCCCUCAGCCUGAACUAACCUCCCUUACAGCUCCACUCCUUUCUGGCCACCUAUCAGCUCAGGUGAGCCAAGCCAAGUCCCUUCCACAUACAGCCAGCAUGAAAGAGGGGCUGAAGCUGGGCCACCACGUGACAGGACUCCCCACAGUAUCACCACCACUCGCCCAGAUUGCAAGCCCCCGUCUUUCCCCUCGUGCACCACAAACUCUGCCGACGAUGGUGGAGACAUUGAGAGCUGAUAAUGGGUUGACAGUGGAGAAGUUGCAGCUCGGGGUCAGAAAACCAAAUACUGCUGAUAAUGGGACUGAAGUUGCUCUGACACAGCGAAGUCUCGGACAGGUGAGACUGAGGGAGUUUCCCAAGUGGUUGGCCUACAAAGCUCCGAGCCGUCCAAGAGAUGUAGUGAGCAUGGUGCAAGGAGGCUGGCAGUGGUAUUACAAGAAGUAUAUUGAUGUGAAGAAAGGCGGUGUAGGUGGGCUGAGCAUGUUGUUAGCAGGAUACUGCGUGCUCAGCUACAUCUGGAGUUACCCUCACAUAAAGCGUGAUCGCUGGAGGAGGUACCACUAAGACAGAGGGAAGAUGUUUGGACAAGCGAGACUCUGUAUGAGGAAACAGCAGCUGUGACAGAGGGAGGGGUUCGGGACUCUUAAGUAUUUAUUCUGUUAAUAAUAUAUAAUGAAUCCAGAUCCAAAUAUUUCCACUGGAGGUUUGUCUGAGAAACUGGUUUCUGGUCAAUAUGUGCAGUCUCCUUGUCAACAGUUCAAAAGAAAAAGGUCAAUAUUUUGGAAAUGCGGCGAUCAAGACAAAUCUCAUAAAUAUUAAGCUGCUUUGCUUAGUUAGCAUAGCAUGAAGACUAAAAACAUGGAAACAGCUAUACUGGCUGUGUCAAAUGUUAACAAAACCCACCUACCGGCACCUAAAGCACUAAUUAACACCUUAUAUCUUGUUUGUUUAAUCCGUACAAAAAUCGAGGUGUAAAAAACAUCAAUUUGCCAUUUUACUGGUGUUGUAUGGUGCCAAGGAGAAUAUCUUGGCUUAUGUGAAAGUCCAGGAAGUUGCUGGUUGUGUUAGCCCCAAAAAAUGUUAAAAAUGUUAAUUAAACAAACAAAAUAUAAGGAGUAUGUUUUGGCUUUGAGUAGUUGCCCGACAACCAGCAGAAGUUGCUGGUUGGGUUAGCCCCAUGAAGAAAUGUUAAAAAUGUUAAUUCAACUUAAAAUAAACAGUUAAUAAGUUAACUUUAAAGGUGCCGGUAGGUCGCUUUUGUUACCAGUUCUGGCUGAGCUAACCAGCUGCUGGAUAUUGCCUCGUAUUUAGUGGAGAGAUAAGAGCACGGUUUCAAUUAUUUCAUUUAAUAUAUAUAUUUCUGGCAUAUAUAAGGUGCCAGAAAAAAAUAAGCCAAUAUCCUGAAAUGUUGAACUAUGCCUUUAACAACUGGAAGAGUUGUGAUUCUGAAACCAGUAGCUUCAUUCUUGACUGAUUUGCACUUGUAUAGGACAUCUAAAAUGAAAUACUGCACUGUAAUGACCUUGUUUUAUUUCAGAUUAUUUAUUUACUUAUCUAUGUUUAUGUUAUUAGGUCUGUUAGUAUCUUAUUUUUUUUUAGGAAUGAAAAAUGCUCACAAGAGAACUACUAAUAAUUACUCUUUAUUGGGCCACUGUGUGUCUCAAGGGCUCCACUAGGUGUCAUUGUUGAGUUGUGUUACCAAAACCAACGGGGCUGGGCAGUCAAAUGUUUGCUAUGCAGAGUUUUCUUAGCUCCUUUGUGCAGAGGCAUUGGUGCUGGGGCUCCAUGAGAGGAUUAAAGGGAAUCAACAGAUUUUUAACUUGAUAAAAUCUUACUGUGGCAGCCCAGAAACAUGAAAUUCAAAACUAUCCUGAUAUUAGUAUGUAAAGCUCGUAUACGUGUAGCAGAGGGUCGCAAAUCAUGUUUUUUCUUUUGCAAAACGCUUCCCCCCCCCCCCCCCGUCACAUGAUGUUAUUAUGCAUGCUUAGUCCGUCAGUGCCAGUUUGUGAACACUCUCAGAAUAGUAAUGGAGGGACGCUGAAGGAGGUUCUCAGCUGGACUGGACCAGUUUGUUAUUGUAUUCAAAAUGAAUUUAUUGUUGACUCUCCUCGCUGCUGUAGUGAACACACAUUAGCUACAUAUGAAGAAAUGACAGUAUGUUUUGUAAUGUUUUGUUUUUUUUUCCUGACGCCGCUUCUUAGCCAACACAAUAAAAAAUAAUUU
Molecule: messenger RNA, 3612 nt
Organism: Morone saxatilis (striped sea-bass)
Lineage: Eukaryota; Metazoa; Chordata; Actinopteri; Moronidae
Biological process (GO): proton motive force-driven mitochondrial ATP synthesis
Molecular function (GO): proton-transporting ATP synthase activity, rotational mechanism
Source: RefSeq, a predicted model, not a curated record